This is a messenger RNA of Salvia splendens (bonfire salvia), 4220 nucleotides long. Its product is annotated as anthocyanidin 3-O-glucosyltransferase 2. Gene Ontology annotation, molecular function: UDP-glucosyltransferase activity. NCBI's taxonomy places the organism in Eukaryota, Viridiplantae, Streptophyta, Magnoliopsida, Lamiales, Lamiaceae. The transcript has a single exon. Bases 418 to 1830 code for a protein of 470 amino acids. The record is from RefSeq and is a predicted model, not a curated record.
AAUGAAAGGAUUUUCAAACGUGAAAUAAAGAGCCAGACUAAGAAAUCAUAUGAAGAUCACUACCUGCUCUUCAUUCAUUCACGUAUUUAUGACUGAUUUCACUGAUUUACAGAAUCAAAUACCGACAUACGUAUUUAUGGUAGGAAUUGACAUUUCCGUCCACAUCUUCAUCUUCUUAUCUCUAUUCAACUUUAUUUUUCUCAUCUUUUACAGAGUAAUAACUUUAUCUUGGUCAUCUAAUUAUCUUUCUCUUACGUUUUUAGUCUCUUUUCCUUCUUUUACUUUAAUUUAAAAGUUCAUAAUGUAUUUGUUUUACUUCAACUCUAUUGACAUUGGAGUACUACUUUCAUUGUCACAACACAAUUUAGUGUCUUACCAAAAUCCUCAAAACCCUUUUUUUUUAAUAUUUUGAUAUCAAUGGAAGAAGCCCUUGAGCUAAUCUUCGUCCCCGGACCAGGGAUCGGCCACAUCGUCUCCGCAAUCGAGGUCGGGAAACUCAUAGUCAACGAAGAUACGCGGCUUUCCAUCACGUACCUCCUCAUCAACGACCCCGCCGUUCGCGAAUACACGAACUCAAGGCAAGUCCACCCCCGCCUCCGCCUCCUCAACCUCCCCGAACUCGCUGAGGUCAGCUCUGACUUUCAAACAAAGUCAAAGCUGCCCGAGAUCAAGUCCGUAGGACGGGUUGACCGACAAAAGCCUCUUGUCAGAGAGGCCGUUGUCGGCAUCAUGGCUACGGAAACCCGAGUCGCCGGUCUCGUAGUCGACAUGUUUUGCCUGACCAUGACCGACGUCGCCGACGAAUUCUCGAUUCCGGCCUACUUAUUCUUCGCCUCCGGCGCCGGCUUCCUCUCCCUCAUGGUGUACAUGCGCCGGUUGACCGACGAGCACGGCGCCGAUAUAACGGAAUUUAGAGACUCCGACGAAAAGUUCUCCGUCCCGGGAUUCGUCAACCCUGUUCCGGCGAGGGUUUUGCCGUCGGCGAUGCUCGACAAAGACGGCGGCUCCGUCGCCGUCAUGUCGUCGGCCCGACAUAUUCGGAAAGUCAGAGGGAUCUUCAUCAACACAUUCCAAGAACUUGAGCCGAACCUAUUCCAAUCUCUUUCAAUUUCAAAUGAGGAUAAAUUGCCACCGGUCUACGCCGUGGGACCUAUAGUCAACUUUCAAACCUCGCCGGACUCGAAAUAUUCCGACGCGAUUGAAUUUCUUGAUCAUCAACCGCGAAAAUCAGUAGUGUUCCUCUGCUUCGGCAGCGAGGGGAGAUUCUCAGAUGCACAGAUCAGAGAGCUGGCCGCGGCGCUGGAGUCGACCGGAAGGAGAUUCCUGUGGUCUCUCCGGCGCGGGAAUCAGAGCGAGUCAUCGAAUGCGGCGGUGGAAUCAAUUCUCCCGGAGGGAUUUUUGGAAAGGACUAAAGGGGUGGGGAGAGUGAUGGUCGGGUGGGCCCCGCAGGCGGCGGUGCUGGCGCAUCCUGCGGUGAGGGGAUUCGUGUCACACUGUGGAUGGAACUCGAUUCUGGAGAGCAUGUGGUGCGGGGUUCCGAUGGCGGCGUGGCCGCUCUACGCGGAGCAGCAGAUUAAUGCGUUUCAGGUGGUGGAGGAGGUGGGAGUUGCGGUGGAGGUUAGGGUGGAUUAUAGGGGGGGGAGUGGGGUUGUGGUGGGAGCGGAUGAGAUAGCGGCGGCGAUAGGGCGGCUGAUGGAGGGGGAGAAGGGAGUGAGGGAGAGGGCGGAGGAGAUGAGAGAGAAGAGCUCCGGUGCCGUCGCGGAUGGUGGUUCUUCUAGAAUUUUUUUGGCUAAGUUGGUUCGUGACAUUAUUGAUAAUUCGAGUGGUUGAGAGUUUAGAUCGAUUUUAAUUUAGGUAUUAAUGUUUUUUUAGACUUUGAUUGUAUUGAUUGUGAAACCUACUUGUGCCGGUCCGCAUUUACUUUUAAUUUUGGUAUUAAUGAAUUAGUUUAUUACUUUGUCGGUUCACCAUUUAAAGAUUUUUUUUAAAAUAAAAGAGAAAGUGAGUUGAAUUUGAAAUCCAUUUAAAGUUUUAGUUUUGUAUUGGACCGUGACUAAGAAUGGUCGCCCAUAAAAUUACUGCCUCGAAAGGAGCUAGUCAUGAUGAGCCAACAUCCAGCGUGGUGUGGCCUGCUAAAGGAGGCAACUAUAGCCAACAAGAGUGUAUGGGAGUAACUCAGAGUCAUGGUUUCGAAAAGAAGUUUGUUGUGAGCAACAAUGACGUUGGUUCUUAAAGGGGUUGAUUGUUACGUAUUGUGUUGUAAUGUCUCAUAUCGAUUGUGUAAGGCUACUAGUGUGAGGUUUUAUAGAUCAAUUGAAAUCGCUCUUAUGACAAGCUUAUCUUUAUAAAUGAGUUAUCCUAAUUGGCCUAUUUAUUUCGGUCCUUUGUCUUUUGUACAGAUCUUUUCCGUCUUCGAUCAUUUCCGAUCAAUACCCUAGCAUGUGUACCAUAGCCCAACUUACCAUCCACUCUUUCGCACGAAUCAUUCCGCAUUAAAUAACUUCUGAUUGAGAUCCUACCACGCAUCUACACUACAUCCCAACUUCCAUCUACACACAUAUAGUCAAAUUGAGGCCAACGAUUUGGGGCUCUUAGGCUUAGCAAAAUUUGAGUCAUGUUAUGAUUGGUUGAUACGAGUAUAAGACCAAUGGAGCUUCAGCAGGGACGUGAAAUUCUUACGCAAUGCAGCCAACUAAGAGGUAUACGGAGAAGUACUCCAACUGUUCGAUGAAAUGCCACAUAGUGUUUUAACCUAAAAUAUUAAAUUUAAUGCAUAUUUUAUUCAUCUAUUUCUUCAUUAGAGAUUGAAUGAAUCCUAUUAGCUGAAUUUGGAGUGAGUCGUUUACGCACCUUAGUCCUUUACGAAAAUGACUUAAGGGGAAACAUUGAUGAGUUGUUUGGAAAUAUAUCCGGGACCGGGAAAGGAAUAUUGGAAUCACUCCAAAUUCUAGACUUGGCUCAUAAUAAACUAAAUGGAACACUGCCAGACCUGAGAGCAUUUUCUGCACUGACAGAAGUAUACUUUGGGGGAAACAACUUGACUGGCUUUAUUAUUCCUCUAAGUAUCCGCCAACUCUCUGAGCUUCGUGUUCUAGAUCUUUCUAAAAAUUUGUUGGAAGGUGUAGUCUCUGAAUCCCAUCUCAUCAAGCUCAACAAGUUAAAGGAACUAGAUUUAUCAUUCAAUUCAUUGAUAUUGCAUUUUGGCUGAUUGGAGUCCAGCUUUUAGCAAAAUGCAAUGUGGGCCCAUCUUUCCCAAAAUGGAUUCAAACUCAGAGAAGUUUCAAUGUCCUUGAUCUUUCUAGAGCUAAUAUAACAGAUGAAAUCCCAGUAUGGCUGUGGAGUGUAUCCCCUUCAUUAACCUACUUAUGCCUUUCUGAUAAUCAAAUUACCGGUAUUAUCCCGAAUCUCUCAUCCACUUUCUGACUUUCAUCAACAGCAUAGAUCAUGGUAACGAUAGGAUCUCAGGUCCCAUUCCAUUAUUUUAUGCUGUAUCUUAUGGUCGGUUUUGGAUACUUGACCUCGCCAAUAAUCAGUUGGCUGGAGAGAUUCCCAACUGUUGGGAGAAAUUGCCAUACUUGUUCUCUCUCAGUUUAGCUAACAACAGGUUAUGGGGUGAAAUUCCUAGUUCUUUGGGAUCUUUGCAUGACCUCACUGCACUGCAGUUGCGUGGUAAUAGUUUAUCGGGAGUGUUUCCUUCCACUUUGAGACGUUGCCGAAACAUGAAUUUAGUGGAUGUUGCAGAGAAUGAGUUAACAGGAGACAUCCCUACUUGGUUUGGUGAAAUGAAUCAAAUGACAUUUCUAAACCUUGGUGCAAACUAAUUGCACGGCAGUAUUCCUGACGAGAUAUGCAAUUAUACGUAUAUUAGAAUUAUAGACUUGUCUAGAAACAACCUGUCUGGAAAAAUCCCCGAUUGCUUCAAUGAUUUUACUUCAAUGGCUCAAAAUAGUACGCCAGCUGAUUUGGUUCGUCUGGGUUAUGUUUAUAGCCAUGCAGAAACCAUGGUUAAAUAGUACUGCUACUAUGAUUUGAUAAUGGAAUAUAUAAUUUCUUUUGUUUGUGAAUAGAGGUGGACAGAGAUGGUACAAGAAGAAUUGACGAUAACUAUUGCUUAUGAAUAGUCUUUGUACCUUGCUUUGAUGUCCCACAUUUCAUCAAUAUGUUGGUCAUGUAAUUUACUUUGCGAUAAUACAAUAUUGUGUGAUCUUAUUAUUGUCAAA